GCGCGCGGCCCGGCCCGUCCCGCGAGCUUGCGCCCGCCCCGCGCCUCAGCCCGGCCCCGGGUCCAUCCACCGCCGCCGCCACCGCCAUGGCCCGGCCGCUGAUGCCCAGUUCGCAGAAGGCGCUGCUGCUAGAGCUGAAGGGGCUGCAGGAGGAACCGGUGGAGGGCUUCCGCGUGACGUUGGUGGACGAGGGCGAUCUGUACAACUGGGAGGUGGCCAUCUUCGGGCCCCCCAACACCUACUACGAGGGCGGCUACUUCAAGGCUCGCCUCAAGUUCCCCAUUGACUACCCAUACUCACCACCAGCCUUCCGGUUCCUCACCAAGAUGUGGCACCCAAACAUCUACGAGACAGGGGAUGUUUGCAUCUCCAUCCUCCACCCCCCAGUUGAUGACCCACAGAGUGGGGAGCUGCCCUCGGAGCGGUGGAACCCCACACAGAAUGUCAGGACCAUCCUCCUAAGUGUCAUUUCCCUGUUGAAUGAGCCCAACACAUUUUCGCCUGCCAAUGUGGAUGCCUCGGUGAUGUACCGGAAGUGGAAGGAGAGCAAGGGGAAAGACCGAGAGUACACAGACAUCAUCCGGAAGCAGGUCCUGGGGACCAAGGUGGAUGCUGAGCGUGAUGGCGUCAAGGUGCCCACCACGCUGGCUGAGUACUGCGUGCAAACCAAGGCACCAGCGUCUGACGAGGGCUCGGACCUCUUCUAUGACGACUACUAUGAGGAUGGUGAGGUAGAGGAGGCCGACAGCUGCUUUGGGGACGACGAUGACUCGGGCACUGAGGAGUCCUGACCUGCGGCCCUGAAAUAAACUUACAAAUUUUACCUCAGCAGGACCUGUGUGGGCCUCAGGCGACACUACCUCACAUGAGGUCCCAGCCAUGUCCCCGUGGGUUUACCUUGGCUUCGGGGAAGCCGUGGGGUGGGUAGACACCCACUCUGCUUGAGGAGACCUGGAACCCGAGGCCAUCUGCAUUGUGUCCUCUCUGCUUUGGCGUGUGUGAAACCCAAUAAAGUGGCUUUGUGAAAAGCUGG
Molecule: messenger RNA, 1033 nt
Organism: Nannospalax galili (Upper Galilee mountains blind mole rat)
Lineage: Eukaryota; Metazoa; Chordata; Mammalia; Rodentia; Spalacidae
Gene: Cdc34
Product: cell division cycle 34
Exons: 5
Coding region: 87-791 (234 amino acids)
Biological process (GO): protein polyubiquitination; ubiquitin-dependent protein catabolic process
Molecular function (GO): ubiquitin conjugating enzyme activity
Source: RefSeq, a predicted model, not a curated record